AUGUACUGGCGACGAUUUGCUGUAUCAGACAUACCAUUAGAUGACCAGAAGGAAUUCGAUGCCUGGCUCAGGGCCCGGUGGACGGAGAAGGACCAGCUGCUUGAUGAAUACUUCGAGACGGGAAGAUUUCCAUCUGAUUUAGGGGGCUUUGUUCACAACGUGGGCGUUUCCGAAAGUCUAAAAGCUGCCGCCGCUGCUGGAUACGUGGAAGCGCUGCUCUUCUGUGCAAAGUACCAAAACUCUUGGGUUUUUGACAAGCAAGAGUUUACCUUUUAUAUGUCUUAA
Molecule: messenger RNA, 285 nt
Organism: Aspergillus caelatus
Lineage: Eukaryota; Fungi; Ascomycota; Eurotiomycetes; Eurotiales; Aspergillaceae
Exons: 2
Coding region: 1-285 (94 amino acids)
Cellular component (GO): endomembrane system
Molecular function (GO): acyltransferase activity
Source: RefSeq, a predicted model, not a curated record